AUGGCUACCCUUCAGAAAGAAGGAAUUUAUAUUACCGAGUUUAUUUUACUAUACCUAAAGUAUACUAACUUCACUAAAAACAUUCUUUUUCAGAUUCUUUUGGUUAGAAUCGCCUUCAAGAUGCCGUCAGUAAAUUUAAAAGACGUUCCCCAGGACAAAGCCGUCAGAGGUAUCGCCUUUUUCCUGAAAAAGACUGGUAAAUUGCGCGUUCCUGACUGGGUAGACAUUGUCAAGACAGGCCGACACAAGGAAUUGGCGCCCUAUGACCCGGACUGGUACUACACAAGAUGCGCGGCUUUGGUCCGUCACAUCUACUUCCGCAGCCCCGUUGGAGUUGGUGCUGUCAGGAAAAUCUUCGGUGGCCGCAAGCGCAACGGAACCCACCCGAGCCACUUCUGCGAAUCUGCUGGAGGUAUCGCUCGCAAAGCUCUCCAGAGCUUGGAGCAGCUUAAGCUCAUCGAGAAGACUCCUUUGGGUGGUCGCAAACUCACCAGCCAAGGACGUCGUGAUCUCGACCGCAUCGCUGCUCAGAUUAAAGCUAAAUGCAAGAAGCAGAUGAAACUCCAGGAGACUCUUGUUCUUUAA
Molecule: messenger RNA, 585 nt
Organism: Cotesia congregata
Lineage: Eukaryota; Metazoa; Arthropoda; Insecta; Hymenoptera; Braconidae
Source: the annotation of a GenBank genome assembly